AUGUCAGUUCGCGCCGGCAGCGUGAGGAUUGCUUGCAGGACACGAUGUCGGGUCCCUGUGCCCGUUGCUGACCUGCCUGUCUUCUUAUGCCCUGGGUUGAUCGCCGCACCUCGAGCUCCACACCAACGACGACAGCUUCACUCAACCCCUGGUCAUCGGGCUGUCCUUGCGACUUCCACCCCUUCAGAGCUACCAAAAAGAAUAGAGUCUUCAAGCCAAGGCGCUUCAAUCACUAAAUUGCCUCUACAAUGUCCGGGCUGUGGUGCUCUUACGCAGACCAUCGACAGCGACGCCCCGGGCUACUAUAACUUGAAAAGAAGAUCUGUGAGCGCUUAUCUGAAGGGGGAGCAACCGACUUCGAGAGAAUCCGAAGAAGAUGCUAUAGUUGAGCAAUCGCUCCGGGCAGCAGCAGAGAAGGAUCCUAGCCUCUUGAGCCAGUUGGAACUUUUCACCUCCACACGUCGGCCCAAGACUGUAAAAGCUCCCGGGGUCCCUUUUUGUGAGCGUUGCCAUAAUCUCAAGCACCAUGACAAAGGCGUAUCUAUACACCACCCUUCUGUGCAAUCUCUGGAAGAUACAAUUUUCGAAUCUCCUCACAAGUACAAUCAUGUAUACCAUGUCAUCGACGCUGCAGAUUUCCCAAUGUCUCUUGUUCAGGGAAUACACAAGCUGCUAAACUUGACACCUCAAAGAUCCCUGAACAGACGUUCGAAGACAGGGAGGUUCUAUCAUGGCAGGAAGACGGAAGUUAGCUUUAUCAUUACUCGUUCUGAUCUUCUUGCACCUAAGAAGGAGCAAGUCGAUUCAAUGAUGCCGUACCUACGCAGUGUCCUGCGUACUGCGUUAGGGAGAGCAGGGAAUGAUGUCCGACUUGGGAAUGUUAGAUGUGUCAGUGCCAAACGAGGAUGGUGGAUUCGAGAGCUGAAAGAGGAUAUCUGGAGGCGUGGUGGGGGUGGUUGGAUGGUUGGAAAAGUCAAUGUUGGAAAGAGUAGACUGUUUCAUGAGGUCUUCCCAAAGGGCAGACGCGGAGACGUUGAUUCCGGGAAGCCCCUCACACCUGCCACGGCUCUGAAGAAAGGAGAGACUGAACCAGAAUCUACUAAUAUCGAGGAAAAUGCCAUCGCGGGCGCCAAAACAGACCUCGAAGGUCCAGCGGAUGAUAGCACCGCGCUCCCUGCGGAGGACAACAUGGUGGCCGAAUCAUCGAUGAGCGAAGAUUUAGAGGCUCAAGAAUCUGCUGCUGAAGCUCAGCUUCGUACGGUUGAACCUUUAGACACUACUUCCCUCCUUCCUCCUCUACCAGAAGAGACCGAUUAUCCCGAGAUGCCCCUCGUAUCCGCCCUCCCCGGCACCACCGCCUCCCCUAUCCGCGUACCGUUUGGCAACGGGAAGGGAGAGCUGAUCGAUCUUCCAGGUCUCUCUCGUGGGGAUAUUGAACUCCACGUCCAACCUGAACAUCGGCUUUCCCUCGUCAUGCGCUCCCGUGUCCGCCCUGAACAGAAAGUUAUUAAACCAGGGCAGUCUCUUCUCCUAGGUGGCUUCAUCCGCAUCACUCCUACGACUCCAGAUGUUAUCUUCCUAGCAUAUUCUUUUAAUCCUCUGAAGACGCAUGUGACGUCCCUUGAAAAAGCCAUUGGGAUACAGACUCAAACUCGGGAGUCGACGGUGGAGAACAUCGCGUUGCCUGGCGUAGGUGAGAAGAUUGCAUCAGCAGGAACGUUCCACUUGAAGUGGGAUGUCACGAAACAACGCACUGGCCCCAUAACCGAUCGUGCUGCUGUAGGUAUCCAACCCGAGCGGCUUCCAUAUCGAGUCAUGGGGGCCGAUAUCUUGAUUGAAGGCGUUGGAUGGGUAGAGCUCGUUGCACAGGUGAGGAAGCGACGUGGUGAACUUGCGCGCGCCUUUGAGGAAGGGAAAAAGGAAGAGAAAGACGAAGAUAAUUUCGAGUGGGAGGAGAAAGAGAAGAAAGAGGAAAUUGACCCGGACUGGCCUACAGUGGAGGUCUUUUCACCGGAAGGGAAGUUCAUUGCGACUCGGAUGCCCAUGAAUGCUUGGUCAUUCGUAGCGCAGAAGCCUUCUGAGAAUAAAUUGCACGGCAGGCCGAGAAGAGCUAUGAAAGGGACGAAAAAGGCUGAGAAGAAAAGGGCACGGAUGCAGGUCGCAGGUUCUGCGUAA
This is a messenger RNA of Amorphotheca resinae ATCC 22711, 2175 nucleotides long. RefSeq lists its product as hypothetical. The record is from RefSeq and is a predicted model, not a curated record. The transcript has 2 exons. Lineage: Eukaryota; Fungi; Ascomycota; Leotiomycetes; Helotiales; Amorphothecaceae. The coding region runs from base 1 to 2175 and encodes 724 amino acids. Gene Ontology annotation, cellular component: mitochondrion.